AUGCCCAUCGGCUUGGAGCCAGGCCAGGGGCUGCGGCGGGCGGCGGGGGCCGGGGGCGGCGUGCCGGCCUCGCCAGACACACCCCCGCCCAGCGCGGCGGGGCAGCGGGGCGCCCCGGCCGGCCUCCCCCCUUCGCCUGCCCGCCCUCCCCUCCCUCCCUCCCGCCCCGUCGCCAGCUGCGGCGCGGCCGGGCGCCACUCACCUGCCGCCGCUGCCUGGGUGACAGCCGCCUCCCCCCCCGCCGGGGCUGAGGCCGCGGAGCUCAACGGGCAACGCGACAGCGACUCCCCCGGCCAGGCGGCGGGGGCGGCCCCGGGGGGCUGCCGGCUCGCAGCAGCCCCCGCCGCGAUCGCGGUGACCGGAGCGGUGGAGGCGGCGGGCGCUGCUGGGGGCCCCGGUUCCCGCUGCGGGGCUCCCGGGCACCCGGGGCCCCUUGCCUGGGCGGCGCGGCGCGGCUGCGGGGCUCCGGCUCGCUCGCCGCUCUCCCUCCCGACGGGACGGGGCGGAGCUGGGCACGGAGGACGAGGGGGGCGGUGUCGGAGGAGGCCGCCGCGGCCCGGCCCGGAUCCCUCCUCCUCCCUCAGUCGCUACCCGCCGCCAUCUUCCCUACCCCCCUUCCCCGCGGCCUCUCGCCGCGCCGCGGCCCGGGCGGCGGCAACGCGGGGUGGAGGCGUUGGGGAAACCGCGGCCCCUCCGCCGCCGCCCCCCGGGAAGGGGCAGGGGGAGGCGGGCGCCAUCUUGGUGGCAGAGGGGGCAGCCGGGGCCUGCCCGCCGCGGUCUGGGGGCUCUGACAGCACCGAGCCGGGGGGGGGGAUGGCUUGCCUCGCCUCGCUGGCCCGGGACCCCUAUGGCGCCAUCGCCCACGUCCCUACAGUGGCCUCAGCACUUCCCAGGCCGGGGCACGGUGCGGCCUCUCUGGGCUGCCCUGGCUGUCAGGCUGGGCUCAACCUUCCCGACCUGUCCCCCAAGAAACCUGCGUCUUUCUCGGGGUCCACACGGUUACCUCUGAGGUUCUCUGCUUCCCAGAAAAAGCCCAUGAAAGCUGGAUUUCAUAACUGCCUCCUCCUUAUCUCUGGAGCACCUGUGAAGGGGAUGGGCAGGACAAGGCUGAGUUAACCCUUCGGCAGGUCACCAGGAUUGCAGCACAUGUCUACCUGCACGGAGCCUCUCUACCUGCAGGCAGCCAGAGGACUCAGAGGAGGAGGGUCUCCCCAGAGGGUAAAACAUUACUCUCAGCUCCUAUGACAGCUAAAAGCCAGCACGUGGAAGAAUUGAGACCUGAGGAUGAACAUCCCCUGUCCUCCAGCUCAUCCAGAGAUGAGACAGAGCCCUAGACACAAGCACUUUGGCACCUGAAGGUACUACCUGGACACUACGUGGUGCUUCCGAGUCUGAAAUCACCUUUGCUUUAAAUUUUUUCCACCUUCUAAGGUCUCAGGCGCAGGUGUGCUGCGUUGUUGUUGCAGCAUUGCACCACCAUUUCCUGUACGACAGUCUUUUUGUGUUCAAGACCACCAAAAGAUACAAGGGUUUGGUUUUAUGUGCAGCAGAGGAUGCAUUUCGCUUAAAAAAAAAAAAAAAAAAAGGCAGCUCUGAGCCAAGAGCAGGAUGCUUUUAACACACCGAUUUAACACCUUUUCCAAACCUCUUACUUUUACAACUUUGCAAACACUCUUUAGCUGAAAUUAACGCACCGCUCCAUUAAGGUUAAUUAGUUAUUUCGCAUUCAGACACCUACUUAGCCCAUGCUGGUUCAUGCAAGCACCUUGGCCUAGCUGCAGACCGCGGGGGCUCGGAGGAGAGCGGCAGCAUGCCUGGGAGAAAAUCCUUCCCCAGGAUGGUUGUUGGAGGCAGCGCCUGCUCCCAGCACCACUCGGGGAAGCCUUAAUGAAAAGCAGCUCAUCAGCAGUUACGUAACCUAAUGAUAAUCCGGCUCAGGCCGGGCAAUACUUAAAGCCACAGCGUCUCUCUACCGUGACCUAUUUUACGCUGGAUGCAAGGGCAAAAGUAUGUGGUUUGUAACUUUGCUGGGUCUUUUACCGCGGAGUUAUUGCCUGUCAGUAGAAAAGCCCCCUGUGCACGUUUCUUCUGUUUUCCUGGCUGCACAGCAACUGCUUCGGAUUUGUCAGUGGCUUUUUAUGGUAUCGGCUCCAAGCACAGGCACAGCAGAGAGCAAAUUGUAAACAAUUAGAAGGAAAACACUUAAUGUCCUGCAGGAAACUCAGCAUACUUUAAUUUCAGCUUGAGAAGCUGCAGAGGGUCCGGGGGUAUGUUGCAAAGCACUUUUAGUGCCAUGUUGAACCACACAGAACGCUUUUGUGUUUUUAUUAGACCUCAGAGAACAAAAACGUAUGCUUUUGCAUUCCAGGGUCAUAUUUACAUUUGAUUUAAGAAAUUCAUUAAGAUGGCACUGGCAUCACUUGAGCUUGUCCGACUGGCCAGCCCCCUGGAAUAAUUUUUUUACCUCUCAAUCUACAGAAGUAUCAACAAGAGAUUAAAGGCAGAGAUGUUGAUUCAGAUCUCAGCAUUUAAUCUGACCACAGAUGGUGUCAAAAGAGGGACAGCCAUACAAAAUAGCAACAGAUUUUUUUUCCUAAACAAUUGCUUUUUUGUCUAAUAAAGAUAGAGAACAAGCGGCCAAAUUUAAAAUACAGAGGAAACGCAUCUUCCUACAGUUCCUCUCCUAGAGAGCUUUGAAGCAUUAUUAAUGGGCUGAUUUCUGUUAAUGAUUAAUAAUGUGUUUAUAUUUAUGUACUUAACUAGUUAUUAUUGUUACUAUUAAUUCCUAUCUUUCAUAGGAUAAAUAUUCCAUUCCUCAUGACACUGGGCGAGUAAAUGACACAGCUGGUUGCAAAAAGGAGGUUGUAGCGUGCUAAUUGUAAGAAAUACUACCUGAUACAUGUAGGUGUGCUCAUUUUGGAUGACACUUAUGCUUACACAGAACCCUGUUGUUUUCCAGUCAGUGAUACCAAAGCCUUAUAUUUACUACCACAAGGAAUACCAGGCUUUGCAAAAAGGUACUGCCAGGCAUGGUACUUGGUGCCGAUGGAUUCCUAGAGCAGAUCAUGUGGCUCUGCUGAUCUCUUUUGGUUGAAAAAGGUGCUCGAGCUAAUUCAAAGUGUUUUUAAAAGCUGAUUUUUAAUGCCCAUCAUUAGACAGCUUAAGGUGAGAAAUUAAAUUACUUUUAAAAAGAUUUACAAAGCUUCAUGUUGGUAGAAAUAUUUCAUGACAUUUAAAAAGAAAAAUAAUAAUUAAAAGAAUUGUGGUGAUCGUGUUUGUUGGGUUUUGAAACGUCUUCCUGUGGAGCCUGCAACCAAAACACUGCUGCAUUGUACUAGCAUUUAAGAAACGGAAAGUGGAACUAAAUGUAGAUUAUUAAAAUAGUGUGGCUGAUUAUAAACUCUAAAGGGAAAUCAUGUAACCUCAUUUCCUUAUCUCAUCUGAGCAAAAGGCUAAAAAAAGAGGGGUGGGGAAAUACACUUUUUCGGUUUUAGUCAUCUCAAGUAUUACUAAUUGCAGAAAUAAAAUAUAUUUUUAAAUGCACUCCAGUAUGCUUGAGCGCCCUUUAAAAUGGACUCGUUAGAUGCGAAGGAGUCCGUUCUAGGUGAUUAAGGGUUAAUGGGUAAGGGUUACACAGCUCCUCUCCGCGCUGUGAAGGUACCAAACCCUUGCACAGGUCAGCUGCGCUGGAUCAGAUCAUAUCGUGUCAGUGUCCGUGUUUGCCUGUAUCUGCGAUUCCACCCUGCUUGUAAUGUGCUUGGUUAAUUGGGUAGUACUGCAUAGAGAAGAAAAGAAUAUUUUCUCAUUCUUUCCUGAUGGUAUUUUUUAGUCGUGGCUUCUAGGUUGCCUGUGUAAAAAAGAAUUGAUUGUUUCAGUCUGUUGGUAAGCGGAAUGAUAACUCCCAUCAGAGUUGGUAUAACUUGUCCUUUUUUGGCAAUCAGGCCGGAGAGCCCAAGUGCUGAAUAGGCAAUAACGCAGAGCUGUUCUCCAACCCUACAGAGAUGAUCCCACUGAGAACCCCCUCUAUUUACUCAUCUGCACUUAGAGACUGUCAGUUUUAUUCAGAUAUCUACUCAGUCUGUGAAAUACUUUUCCUUAACCUACUUUUAAUGCCUUUGAAGUAUCAUCUGCUUCACUAGUUUGAAGAGCACUAAAGCCCUCGUGCAGCCAAUAGCCACUUAAGUGUUUACUUUUAAACCCGUGAGUAGUUCCGCGAGGCACACAAGACCCACCGCUGCUAGACAGAU
Molecule: messenger RNA, 4247 nt
Organism: Grus americana (Whooping crane)
Lineage: Eukaryota; Metazoa; Chordata; Aves; Gruiformes; Gruidae
Product: translation initiation factor IF-2-like
Exons: 4
Coding region: 1-1116 (371 amino acids)
Source: RefSeq, a predicted model, not a curated record